CUCUGUUUUUCCCUCUCUUUAUCUCUCUUCCUUUUCACAAAACCCCAAUCGCAGGAGAGCGAGAGAGAGAGAGAGAGAGAGAGAGAGAUGGCGAAUUCGAUGGCGAUGGCAUCUUCCUUCUCCAAAACCCUAGUUCCCACGAUGGGCGUGGGCCCGACCAAACAGUGCCAAUCAGCACCGUUGAUUUCAAUCCCCACCAAGAAGCCCCUCACCAUCCCCUCCGUGAAAUCAACUGCCGCGGCGAUCGCUACAGCGGCAGGCGGCUUCUUCCUUGCGGCGUCCCCGUCGCUGGCGGCCGAGAUCGAGAAAGCUGCUCUCUUCGACUUCAACCUCACCCUCCCGGUCAUCAUGGCCGAGUUCCUGCUGCUGAUGGUGACGCUCGACAAGAUCUACUACACGCCGCUCGGCAAGUUCAUGGACGAGAGGGAUGCUGCGAUCCGUGAGAAGCUGAACAGCGUUAAGGACACCUCGGGGGAGGUGAAGCAGCUGGAGGAUCAGGCGGCUGCUGUGAUGAGGGCUGCAAGGGCUGAGAUCUCCGCCGCCCUUAAUAAGAUGAAGAAAGAGACGUCGCGGGAGCUUGAGCUGAAGCUGGCAGAAGGGAGGAAGAAGGUGGAGGCUGAGCUAGCUGAGGCGCUCAAGAACCUCGAGCGGCAGAAGGAGGAUACAAUCAAGGCCCUCGAUUCCCAGAUUGCAGCUCUGAGCGAUGGGAUCGUCAAGAAGGUCCUACCUAUUAAUUAAUAAAUUGUAAUUAAUUACUUGCAUUUUGUAAUCAUUAUUGUCAUCCUCAACAGUCUUGGAGCCUCUUGAUAGUUGAAUUUGUAUUAUUUUGAUGCUUCUUGUUUUUUUUUUUCAUUAUGGUUGUCAUGUAACAAAGAACUUUCCUCAUUUCAUC
Magnolia sinica is the source of this 892-nucleotide messenger RNA. Its product is annotated as ATP synthase subunit b', chloroplastic. Gene Ontology annotation, biological process: proton motive force-driven ATP synthesis. Bases 88 to 738 code for a protein of 216 amino acids. The record is from RefSeq and is a predicted model, not a curated record. The transcript has a single exon. Lineage: Eukaryota; Viridiplantae; Streptophyta; Magnoliopsida; Magnoliales; Magnoliaceae. Gene Ontology annotation, molecular function: proton transmembrane transporter activity.